This is a messenger RNA of Sparassis crispa, 1257 nucleotides long. RefSeq names its product Carbamoyl-phosphate synthase arginine-specific small chain. The coding region runs from base 1 to 1257 and encodes 418 amino acids. The transcript has 5 exons. Gene Ontology annotation, biological process: 'de novo' pyrimidine nucleobase biosynthetic process; L-arginine biosynthetic process; L-glutamine metabolic process. The record is from RefSeq and is a predicted model, not a curated record. Lineage: Eukaryota; Fungi; Basidiomycota; Agaricomycetes; Polyporales; Sparassidaceae. Gene Ontology annotation, cellular component: cytoplasm; carbamoyl-phosphate synthase complex. Gene Ontology annotation, molecular function: carbamoyl-phosphate synthase (glutamine-hydrolyzing) activity.
AUGUUCGCUCACAAACUCAUCCACGUCCCUCGCAUGUCCCGAAGCUUGGGAACGCAUGCUAAUCGUACAGCCCUCGGGACUUCUCUGCCUGCGGUGCUUCACCUGAAAACAGGCCAGUCCUACCGUGGCCGGUCAUUUGGGGCACCGCGAAGCGUCUAUGGAGAAACCGUGUUCUCCACGUCCAUCACGUCUUACACGGAGUCGAUGACCGAUCCUUCAUACCGCGGUGAAAUAUUGGUCUUCACCACACCUCUCAUCGGCAACUACGGUGUUCCCGUCAAUAAGGCCCCUAUGGACUCCCAAGACGUAGGUGUUGUCCUCGAGUCGAAACGCAUUCAGUGUACCGCGGUCGUGGUGGCCGAUGUAGCUGAGAAAUAUUCGCACCAUGCCGCCGUCGAGUCACUGUCGUCGUGGUGUAAUCGACAUGGUGUCCCGGGCAUCACGGGUGUCGAUACUCGUGCCAUCACAACUCUCUUACGCGACCAAGGUACGACCCUCGGCCGCCUUGCCGUCGGCGCCGACUCUUCACUUCCCCCACCCCAGCCGAGCGAAUAUUGGGACCCUACCACUGUGAAUCUUGUCGACCAAGUUUCAACAAAAACGCCGUAUGUGCUAAACCCGACUGGUGAUGUGAAGAUAGCUGUCCUCGACUUUGGUGCAAAGGCGAACAUUCUCCGCUCGCUGGUCCGUCGCGGAGCCGCCGUUACUGUGCUGCCAUGGAACUACGACUUCAACGCCACUCGUGAUCGCUACGAUGGUCUGUUCCUUACCAACGGCCCUGGUGACCCAAACCAUUGCACGGAAGCUGCUAUGCACCUGCGUCGUACGCUGAAGGAGUGGGAUCGACCUAUUUUCGGUAUUUGCAUGGGUCAUCAGGUCAUCGGCAUUGCUGCUGGCCUGGAUGCGUAUCGCAUGACUUUUGGCAACCGUGGUCAUAAUCAACCCGUCCUCGCCCUUGCGUCAUCUGGGUCUAUCAAAGCGGGUAGGGUCUACGUCACCAGCCAAAACCACCAGUAUGCUUUGAAAUUGCAGGAUCCCUUCCCCGCUGGCUGGGAGCCGUUCUUUAUCAACUGCAACGACUCUUCUGUGGAGGGUAUCAAGUCAACAGCAGAUUCUGGACGGAAGGUGUGGGGUGUACAGUUCCAUCCGGAGAGUGCUGGCGGUCCACUUGACACGAUCGAGAUGUUCACUGAUUUCUUGGCUGAGUGCCGGGCGCAUAAGCUAGAGGCUGCUGGGCCUGUUGCUGCCGCAGCUUAA